UGGAUUGCCAAACUUUCAAUCACCAGGGAUAAAGGAGUGGAGAACUGUAAAGGAUCCAUUAUUACGAAAAACGUCAUCCUGACUGCUGCUCACUGCUUCCACUUAGAUGACCAACCACACUUUGUCAAUGUGGACUUAAGUUCAUCUGACGGAAAAAAAGUUACACGCAAAGUCAACAACAUUUACCGCCAUCCAAAAUAUGACCCCAACGGCAAGCAAGAUAAGAAUAUUCCAAAAUCCUUUGACUUUGAUUUGGCUCUUGUCAAUCUGAGCCAGAAGCUUGACUUUUCUUCACAAAUUAGGCCUAUUUGUCUUCCAUGCACAACAGGAACAUCCUGGGCAUUAAAACAACGGGACAAGGUUGUGUCUUGCAAGAAUCAUGAAAACUUUCUAAUGUCUGGAGAUCUGGUGCAAGCGUUGUUUAUUACAGAGGAAAGUAAAAAUGUCUUUGAUCAGAAAAAUGUCCAGAUAAAGCAAGGGAACUGGAGACAUGGUUGCCUCAAAGAUGCAGAGAAGGUGAAGGACUUUAAAGAUGUGGCAAAUAUCAAAGAUGUUGUAACUGACAAUUUCCUGUGUACUGGAGGAAUAGACCCUGUAGUGGAUCCCCAGACCUGCAAAGGAGAUUCUGGUGGACCUCUUAUUAUACAAUAUAACAAACGUUAUAUCCAGGUUGGAGUAAUAAGCUGGGGAACAGUGGUAGGCUGUAAAGGUUAUAAAAGGGAUGAACCAGUCGAUCCAGAAUCACGGGAUUUCCACGCUUCCAUUUUCCCCGGGUUGGAAUGGAUAGAAGAAAUUGUAAAAGAUGAACUUAUAUACCUGAAGUAA
This is a messenger RNA of Staurois parvus, 825 nucleotides long. The record is from the annotation of a GenBank genome assembly. NCBI's taxonomy places the organism in Eukaryota, Metazoa, Chordata, Amphibia, Anura, Ranidae.